Molecule: messenger RNA, 3951 nt
Organism: Talaromyces rugulosus
Lineage: Eukaryota; Fungi; Ascomycota; Eurotiomycetes; Eurotiales; Trichocomaceae
Exons: 2
Coding region: 1-3951 (1316 amino acids)
Biological process (GO): transmembrane transport
Cellular component (GO): membrane
Molecular function (GO): ATP hydrolysis activity; ABC-type transporter activity; ATP binding
Source: RefSeq, a predicted model, not a curated record
AUGCGUUUUCUUCGUAGACGCUCAUCAGAGGACAGUGUUGACGCUUUUGGUCUGCAACAAGUUAGAAAACUCGGUACAGAUAAUAAAAGUGUCGAUGGACAACAGCCAUCUGAGGGCCGCCCGCGGCCCGAGAAGAAAUUCAACUAUUUUACAUUCCUACAAUAUGCCUCGACGCAGGACAAAGUACUGCAGUCUGUUGGUGUUUUGUCCAGCAUGAUCACUGGUGCUGCAUUACCUAUCAUGACAAUCGUCACUGGCUCAUUAACAGAAGUUUUCACCAACGCAAGCCAUGAAUCAGCCGGAGAGUUUUCGUCACAAGUCGCCCAACGUUCGUUGUAUCUCGUCUACAUAGGAAUAGCGGUGGCCGUUUCCACAUUUGUAUCAAUAUUUUGCUGGAUGGCCUCAGGGGAACAGAUUACGCGCCGAAUUCGCUUAAAGUACAUGCGGGCCGUUAUUUCGCAGGAUAUGGGUUUCUUCGACGAACUAGGCACUGGUAAAAUUAUAGAAAAGCUUACCAAAGACAUGAAUGUCAUUCAAUCUGGACUGUCAGAAAAAGUUGGGCUGGCCAUCGCCGCAGUAUCAACUUUUUUCACUGCUAUGAUCGUUGCACUUGUACGCUACUGGAAACUGGCUCUGAUCAUGCUUUCCGUCCUUCCGACUAUGUUUCUAGCAGCAGGCCUAGUAUCGAUUCUAGUGGCUAAACACUCUAAUAUUUCGCUGUCUUUUAAUACGUCUGCAAGCGGCUUUGCCAGUGAUGUCUUUUCCUCUCCUCAAGUCGCAGUGUCCAUGGGAGACACCAAAACUCUUGAAGGUCCAUACGCGACCGACCAGCAGGAGGCACGAAAAUCUGGCAUCAAGAGCUCUUUUUGGGCAGGCGUCAUGCUUGGGACCAUAUUUUUGGCCCUGUAUGCUGCCUAUGCAUUGGCCUUCUGGCAAGGAUCGCGUUCACUACUACAAGGAGCCGUCACCACGGGAAGCGUCGUCACCAUCCUUUUUGCUAUCAUUAUUGCAGCAUUCUCUCUCAGUCAAAUAACGCAAUACGUCAACAUAUUCGUGUCUGCUGUGUCAGCCGGCCGAGAAGUUUUUGAAAUUAUACAUCGUAUCCCAGAGAUCGACAAUUUCUCGUGCGAGGGGACUCAGUUAGGCACUAUCACGGGACAAAUUGACUUUCAGAAUGUCACUUUCUCAUAUCCGACCCGUCCGGAAAUGACUGCUCUUGACAAUAUUAGUUUGAGCUUUCCACCCCAUAAAGUAACCGCUUUGGUCGGUCGUUCAGGCUCUGGAAAGUCAACAAUUGUUGGCCUACUGGAACGCUUUUACAACCCCACUGGCCGGGUGUUGUUGGACGGUGUCUCAAUAGACUCAAUCGAUCUCUCAUUUCUCCGGUCUCAAAUUGCACUCGUUUCUCAAGAGCCUGUUCUUUUCCGCGGUACCAUCUUUGAUAACAUAUCAUAUGGGUUUAUUGGGACACGAUACGAAAAUGUGUCGUCUACCCAUAAACUCCAAUUAGUCGAACAUGCCUGUAAAGAAGCCAAUAUUUACAGCACUAUUAUACAGCUUCCAGGAGCAUUCAAAGCCGUAAUUGGUGAUGUCGUCUUCAGUGGAGGGCAGAAACAACGGCUCGCAAUUGCUAGGGCUAUCGUAGCCAAACCGGCAAUUCUAAUUCUGGACGAAGCUACAUCAGCACUAGACUCUAAUUCUGAAGUCGCGAUACAAAAUGCAAUGGAAAAUGCUUCCAGGGGAAGAACAACCAUUAUUAUUGCUCAUCGGCUCAGUACUAUCAGGAAUGCAGACAAUAUUAUUGUCCUAGACCAGGGCCAGAUCCAAGAACAAGGAACUCAUAUGGAGCUUCUUCAACGUGGAGGCAUUUACAAAUCUCUAGUAGAAAUUCAAGCUUCUACAAAACCUGGCAUUACACACUCUGGUUCGACAGCUCGGCCAGGACCUCCUGGGGGUCUUGUCUCAAGGUCGGGCACGAGAAUUUCGCAACGAAGCCGCCGCUCCAAGCGAAACAGUGGACGAUGGAGUGUUCGAUUCAGCGGUAUUUGGAACAUGGACCAGUUCGUUGAAUUGCAUGACGAAGAUCAGUGGCAAGCCCCGUUCACUCUUAAUGAGAUGGAAGCAGGAUCGGUUAUAUCCUAUCCGCAAGAAGAUGAGCCGAUGACAUCUAUGUCAUUACUUACGUUAUUUGUUCGUUUGUUCAAAUUUGCGAAGCCCGAGAUUUUGUAUCAGAUUCUUGGCUUACUUGGAGCUUGCGUUGCUGGAGUAGUAUAUUCUCUCCAAGCUCUUGUUUUUGCCAAACUUAUCGAUCUCUUUAGCGCGCCAUCAGCACCGAAGUUCACCACUAAAGUUGACACGUACUCUGGGCUCUUUAUUGCAAUUGGGGCCGUCAAUUUUUUCGGUCAUCUAGGCUCGACUUUCUUCUUGGGACUUUGCAAAGAAAGAAUGGUGGAGAGAGUACGCCUGGAAGCGUUUCGAAACAUUCUUCGAAAAGAGAUUCCAUGGUUUUCACGCAACGAAAAUAAUGUGACUCGAUUGAUCGAUCUUCUCUCUGGUCAAUGCGAGACCCUGGCAAAAGCCUACGGAGGCGUAUUAGGCACAAUUCUUUCUGUAUCGUCGAACCUCCUGACGGCAUCUCUUUUAUCCAUUAUCCUUAACUGGCGACUUGGGCUAGUUGUUAUUAUUGCCGUUCCCGCCCUCGUCGGAGCAGGGUUCUUUCGGUGGCACCUCAUCUCUGUGUUCGAUGAACAAACACAUGCACGAGGCUUGGCCUCUGCUGAAGUUGUUCGAGAACCAGUUGAUAAAAUCCGAACUGUACUGUCACUAGGCCGCCACCAGGCAGUGCUAGACGAAUAUGACCAGGAACUAUCCGUCAUCGCCAAAUCAGCAUAUGUGGUUUGCUGCAAAUUCGCUCUUUUCUUCGCUUUUUCCCAGUCUUUGACUUACCUCGUCAACGCUUUCACCAUAUGGUACGGCGCAUUUCUUAUUCGUCGAGGCUCCCUCACCGUAUUCGAUUUCUUUGUGUGCUUCAUCGCCAUCACUUUUGGAGCCCAAGAUGCCGGUGAUGCCUUCAUCCGCGCACCCAAUCUCACAGAGGCAGGAAACGCUGCCAGGUCUAUCUUAAGCCUACAAAAUAAUGAUAAACAAGAAGAUGCUACCGCAAAAAGAGACCUCAUGUUCCGACCCCGUCGCGGGGCUAUCUUCUUCCAAAAUGUCUCCUUUGCCUACCCGUCUGCCCCGGAAUCGGCCAUCCUAUCCGAUAUCAACCUCAAAAUCCCGCCUAACUCAUUUUUUGCUCUAGUAGGACCUUCAGGAAGUGGGAAGAGUACCAUUGUUAAUCUUCUUGAACAGUUCUACCAACCAACCUCCGGAAGCAUCCACAUCGAUGAUUGGGCAUUGCAAGAUUAUAAUAUUGUCGAUUAUCGACGUUUCGUGUCUCUUGUACCACAAGAGCCUGUGCUUUACCAAGGCACAUCGAUUCGGUUUAAUGUCAUCAUGGGGUGCUCCGACUCUUCAUCUGCCUCUUCUCAUGAGGUUUCGGAGGAGGAUCUGCAUGCCGCAUGUCGCGAUGCCAAUAUCUUGGAUUUCAUCCUCAGCUUGCCGGAGGGCUUCAAUACCAUGAUAUCAAGUGGAAACACUUUUAGCGGUGGCCAACGCCAGCGUCUUGCACUCGCACGCGCUCUUGUCCGAAAACCAAAAUUUUUGAUAUUGGAUGAGGCCACAAGUGCACUCGAUACCGAAAGCGAGCAAAUGAUCCAAAAGACCAUUUAUAAAGCCGUUAGAGAGCAAGGUAUCACCGUUAUUGCGGUUGCUCACCGUCUCAGCACUAUUAAAAGUGCAGACUGCAUCUGUGUUUUGGAUAAAGGAAAGGUGCAGGAAAUGGGGACACAUGAUACCCUGGUAGCCAAGAAAGGCCUUUAUGCCGAGUUGGCUGCCGCCCAAAGAGCAUAA